This is a messenger RNA of Dibothriocephalus latus, 333 nucleotides long. The record is from the annotation of a GenBank genome assembly. NCBI's taxonomy places the organism in Eukaryota, Metazoa, Platyhelminthes, Cestoda, Diphyllobothriidea, Diphyllobothriidae.
AUGAAUCAAGGGCCCUAUUACAAUGAACCGGGAUAUGCAAAUCAACGUUCCCCUGAUGCCUCUAAGCGUUACAAUGACAUCAUCAAACACGAGACCUUGCGUUGUGCUGUCUGCGAUGUCUUGGAACGAAAAUAUUACAUUCCUGAUGAGCUUUACGCGGUUUCAAAAGGAGCUUUUGAAAAUUAUCAUGCAUACUAUCAGAGCAUAUGUGAAGCAAAUUUAAGCUUAUCUGGCCAGCCGAUGAGUGACUCCCAUGGCGGGCGACGUGGGGCCUUUCAGUACAACAACAUUCUGCAACGCCUGUGUGCUUUAAAGGCCUCGUUAGGUAAAUAA